Prunus dulcis (almond) is the source of this 1490-nucleotide messenger RNA. Its product is annotated as phosphoglucan phosphatase LSF2, chloroplastic. The record is from RefSeq and is a predicted model, not a curated record. Gene Ontology annotation, cellular component: chloroplast. Lineage: Eukaryota; Viridiplantae; Streptophyta; Magnoliopsida; Rosales; Rosaceae. The coding region runs from base 388 to 1230 and encodes 280 amino acids. The transcript has 5 exons. Gene Ontology annotation, biological process: starch catabolic process; protein dephosphorylation. Gene Ontology annotation, molecular function: carbohydrate phosphatase activity; starch binding; protein tyrosine/serine/threonine phosphatase activity.
GAAGGAGAGAAGGUACACUUUAUCAACUGCAAACAAAAGUUCAGAAAAUUAGAAAAUGAAACCAUUCAUGGCUGGCUGUAGACAAAAGGUGAAGUCUUUGAAAAGUGGUCUAAACUUCUUGAAAAGUGAAAACCACAUGCCAAAAUAGUUUACUAAAAAGGUUGGAUUUUAGUGAACCAAUAAUAUGGUCCAUGGGCAACCUGAUUUUCUGAUCCUAAAUCAAUCUGUUGCAUAAGAAAAAUUAAUCUUGGGAACUUGGAAGAUUCACUGGCCUCACAUUGGGAAUUUGAGUGCAGGCCAAGGGCAUUUUGGACAGAUUACUUGUAUGGUAUAAAUUUCUGAUUUCCAAACUAACAGGGAGAAGACGGGGAAAGAAGCUGGAGAGAAAUGGCGAGUGUUGGCAACAGUUGUUUUGGUUCAGUCUUCAUAGCUCCUUUUGAAAAUGAUGUCUUUUUGAAGAAGAUUAAGAAAUCUCCAUGCAAUUGUUUCAUGGUUUCCAAUGAUUCCUUCAAAUUGAACAAAGUUUCUUGUGGAAUUGAAAAGAACCCCACAAGCAGCAGACCCUCCAAUUCCAAGAACACGAUCGAGGAGUACAACACAGCUAUGAAGAGGAUGAUGAGGAACCCAUAUGAGUAUCACCAUGAUCUGGGCAUGAACUACACAUUGAUAACUGAUGACUUGAUUGUGGGCUCCCAGCCUCAGAAACCUGAAGAUAUAGAUCACCUGAAGGAAGAAGAGAAUGUGGCAUACAUUUUAAACUUGCAGCAGGACAAGGAUGUUGAGUAUUGGGGAAUUGACUUGCAGUCAAUAAUAAAAAGGUGUAAAGAACUUGGAAUCCGUCACAUGAGGAGGCCGGCAAAGGAUUUCGAUCCAGAUUCCUUGCGAAAUGGUCUACCUAAAGCAGUUUCAUCGCUAGAAUGGGCCAUAUCUGAGGGAAAAGGAAAGGUUUAUGUGCAUUGCACUGCUGGACUGGGAAGGGCCCCAGCUGUUGCAAUUGCUUACAUGUACUGGUACCUUGGAAUGAAUCUGAAUGCAGCAUACGAUGCACUAACUUCCAAGAGACCUUGUGGCCCAAAUAAGAGGGCAAUACGUGGAGCUACCUAUGAUCUGACCAAGAAUGAUCCAUGGAAGGAGUCCUUUGAGAAUCUUCCUGAAUAUGCAUUUGAGGAUAUAGCAGAUUGGGAAAGGAACUUAAUUCGAGACCGCGUCUAUUCUCUCCGCGGAACUUGAGCACUUGGGUUUCCAUGGCGUUAACAAGUUGAAAACAUAGAGUUGGUACAGGGGAUAGAUAGGUGGUGCAGGCUGGAUGGAUGACUUUCAAGCAUGCUCAUCUUUUUUACCAUCCACCUUAGAGUAUUUAGCUUAGUGUAUGAAUAAAACAAAAAUGUUACCACAAUAGAUGUGGCAUUGAGAUGGCAAUCACAGUAUUGUGUACUUGCAAAUCUGAUUUUAUUAAUGAAUCCGUAUAAGUGCAAUUCUUUUCCAAUUAA